Botrytis cinerea B05.10 is the source of this 1372-nucleotide messenger RNA. RefSeq lists its product as hypothetical. Lineage: Eukaryota; Fungi; Ascomycota; Leotiomycetes; Helotiales; Sclerotiniaceae. Bases 117 to 1229 code for a protein of 370 amino acids. The transcript has a single exon. The record is from RefSeq and is a predicted model, not a curated record.
GAACAUUUCGCGAUGCGAUCAUUAUUACUAGACGUCUCGGACUACAAUAUCUAUGGAUUGAUUCUUUGUGCAUUAUUCAAAACUCUUUGCAGGAUUGGCAACAAGAAUCAGCUAAGAUGGGGAAAAUCUAUUCCCACGCAUACUGCACGAUUGCAGCAGCGGCAGCAAGCAAUUGUGAAGGGGGCCUCUUUGCACUACAUAGCGAGCUACCAUUGCUUCCUCUAUCUCCUAAACAACCUGGGAUUCUUUUCAAGAGUCCUUUUCCUGGAUGGGAUAAUCUGUAUAACAAGAGCACGCUGAUUCAAAGAAGCUGGACCCUACAGGAGCGUGAACUUUCACCUAGAAUUUUACACUUCACUAAACACACCUUGCUCUUUGAGUGCCGAGAGGCUCGUAUAUCCGAUCACACUCAUGGAUCGAAUAGCAACAAAUGGGCUUUGAAAUCCAGUUUAUCACGAUAUAUCUUGAACUCAAGUAUAAGGUGUCUCGACAAGAUCCACGAGAGUGGCGGCACCACACCGCACCACGAUAUGGUAACUGAAAAGUAUUAUGAACUGUGGCGAAAGAUGGUGCAGGAUUACAACAACCGUAAACUCACGCAUCGUUCCGACAAGUUCCCUGCACUUUCUGGUCUCGCUCUUGAAUUUGCAUACCUUUUGGAUGAUGAAUAUGUAGCUGGAUUGUGGAAAAAGGAUCUUAUCAGAGGCUUAUGUUGGAAAUGGUUGUCAAAUCGUGCGAGGUUGCAAAGUACGCAUAAUUAUGGACCGUCAUGGUCUUGGGCCAAGAUGAACGUCCCGAUAACAUAUGGUCUUCUAAGAGAAGACCGGGUCUUCGAAUCAAGGCCCAACAAAGGAAAAUUUGUUCAUAUACCAGUAGACUCACGAAUUACCGAUCCGGAAAUUUUGCAUAUUAGUAUUGUUCCCGAGGGGGAAGACCCUCGUGGCACUCUUGUCUCAGGGCGAAUAUAUCUUCGCGGACAAAUUGUUCAAUUGCAGCGAUCUAAAACUGGUGAUUAUUCUAUGGAUCUGGAAUCAUUACCAAUUAUAUUUGACCAUUUACCCCAACCACCAGUAGACCUUUACCUAUUGAGCUUAGGGCGGACAAAUGUAGGGCUGGUCCUGCAGGUAUUUGAAGAGAGUAGUAAGGAAUACAGUCGAGUAGGGGUAAUUGCUCCUACGGAAUGGGAAUGGUUCAAAGAUAUUCAAUUCGAAAAUAUAACACUUGUCUGAAUCUUCGAAGGCAUACGGUCCUUGACCAAUGGUUCUUCUGUGAGGAUUCAAAGACCAUGAGCCCAGAUAUCGAUUGGAUAGUUCCACCUCACAGGAAGACCUGGAGAGUAAGGAGAGUCAGAGGAUAAAUCUUUGAAAGUGCA